AUGUUGGCUUUCUCCUCUUCAGUUGCGGAUAUUGAUUCCGGUUCACUCUUGAUGGCUGUGCUGCGAUCCUCCUCACCGCUCGCAUCCAAGUCAAUAGGCAAGGCAGUGGCAGACCGGCUGAUCUCUGCCUCGGCAAGCCCCUCUCCGCUCCCUCCCCUCCUCCGCCACCAUCGCCUCCACAUCUCCGCCGGCCCUGUCGCCCCCUGCCGAUCCGCCUCCCUCACCUUCACUCACCUCCUCCACUCCCGCUACAGGUCCAAAUCGGAUCUGGCGUCCUACACCGAUGACCCCGCUCACGUCAGCGUCGUCAAUAAUUACGACAAGCCAGUCGUUGACGACGUCAUGGCCGUCAAUUGGGUGGCCGAAGGCUUCUCCGGUCCGGUGGCGGUCCCUCCGGGGUCGUCGCUGCGGCUGACGGUGAUGAAGCUGAAGGAGGAGGAGGAGGCAGGGAAGGGUGAGAUUUUGGGGAUUGCGAGGGGGAUGAAGGAGAAAUUCGAUUCGAUUGAGCAGCUUACGGUUGGGGAGAAUUUCUCGCCGGGGAGGAGCAAGGGUUUCUCGAUUGCGUCGAUUGGGGUGGUGAAGGACCUUGAAUCGAAUGCUAAAAUUUUGGAUCAUGUUUAGAGGCUAGGUUCACUGUUUAUCUGUAUCAGCAGCUCUCAAAUCAGAUCCAUUUAGCUAAUUUCUGAAAUUAGAUUGUGUUUUUAUGAUUUUCUAGUUGCAAUCGGUAGUUGAUGAGCAUAUGAUUUAUCAUUUAGUGAUUGGAAAAAUGUUGAAUUUUUGGAUCAAAUCAAAUUUGCUGAUAUUUGAAAUUGAGUUGUGUUUUUAUGAUUUA
Molecule: messenger RNA, 832 nt
Organism: Salvia splendens (bonfire salvia)
Lineage: Eukaryota; Viridiplantae; Streptophyta; Magnoliopsida; Lamiales; Lamiaceae
Product: stress-response A/B barrel domain-containing protein UP3
Exons: 2
Coding region: 1-621 (206 amino acids)
Source: RefSeq, a predicted model, not a curated record